Molecule: messenger RNA, 1833 nt
Organism: Callorhinchus milii (elephant shark)
Lineage: Eukaryota; Metazoa; Chordata; Chondrichthyes; Chimaeriformes; Callorhinchidae
Gene: kremen1
Product: kringle containing transmembrane protein 1
Exons: 9
Coding region: 42-1394 (450 amino acids)
Biological process (GO): multicellular organism development
Cellular component (GO): plasma membrane
Source: RefSeq, a predicted model, not a curated record
UCUCCCUCCCUCUCCCCCUCUCCCCCCUCUCUCUCUCAGCAAUGGAGUACCUGACAGUCGCGCUGCUGCUCCACACUGGAUGCGGAUUUGCGGUCAGUCUCGGAAGGGCAGAGUUUAAUACGGAGUGCUACACUGUCACCGGUGCUGAUUACAGAGGCUUUCAAAAUCAGACCUCCCAGCAGGGGGGAAAGCCCUGCUUAUAUUGGAAUGAAACCUUCCAACACCCUUACAACACCAACAAGUACCCCAACGGAGAAGGAGGCCUGGGCAACCACAACUACUGCAGGAACCCAGAUGGUGAUGUCAGACCCUGGUGCUACAUUGUUGAAUACGAAGACGGGGUGUACUGGAAGUAUUGCGACAUACCAACAUGCCACAUGCCGGGCUACCUGGGUUGUUUCAAAGACAAUGGGGACCCUCCACCUCUAUCCGGAAUCAGUGAGACAUCCAAUAAGCUGACCAUUCAGACCUGCAUCAACUUCUGCAGGAGCAAGCGCUUCAAGCUGGCCGGCAUGGAAUCGGGCUACGCAUGCUUUUGUGGGAACGAUGCGGAUUACUGGAAGCACGGAGAGGCGAACAGCACCGAAUGCAACCAAGUGUGCUUUGGCAAUCACACUCAGCUCUGUGGAGGAGACGGCAGGAUAAACAUCUUUGACACACUGAUCGGCUCUUGCGGUGGGAAUUACUCCGCGGACAUCGGGAUCAUUUACUCCCCCGACUUCCCCGACAACUACGCCAACGGCAGAGUCUGCUAUUGGACCAUCCAGGUGUCGGGAGCCUCGAUGAUACAGUUCCAUUUCGCGCUGUUUGACAUUCGGGAUGCCAGCGACAUGGUGGAGUUCCUGGACGGAUACAGCAACGAGGUCCUGGCCAGGUUCGAUGGCAGGAACCGACCCUAUGACAGCGUGAACGUGUCGGCCAGCUUCGUUAUCCUCUACUUUUACUCUGACGGGGCCAACCGGGCAGACGGGUUUGCGGUCUUGUACAAAGCUGUUAAAGAUAACCAACACUUGCUCGCUUCAGAGGGCAAGAACAGUCCGAAUACAUUGGACACAAUAACAGAGAGGGUAGGACCGGGCACUAUUGGUGCAAGGUCAUCAAAGAUCCUCUACAUAACAGCAAGCCCCAGUCAGUCCAACCCCAAUAUGCCAGUGUGGACCAUCUAUGCCUUGGCUGGCUUGCUAACUCUAACCGCUAUAGUGAUGGUUUCAAAGAUUCUUCUUCAUCUGACUGUGAAGUCUCGUCGAAUUCCUGCUCAGGACAGCUCGGAGGACUGCAGCCAGUCGUCCCCAUCGGAACCCUGGGUGAUCACGUACAAACCCUCCACCAUUUUGUUCUUCAAGAAAAAGCUGAAGGAGCAACAAGGCGAUCGAAGUCCUCUGGUGGGAGACUAACUCCUGGCGGUGAUGGAGACCUGCCCUUGAGAACGAACACCACUUGGUCUUCAGCAUUGAAGCCACUUUCAAUAACACUUUGAGUUGCAACAUCCAGCACUUUGAUAGCUCAGUCUGAGGGUGGCUUUAAGGGCCACUGGAUUCAGCACUUCACAUUAGACACGUACACACACACACACGCACGCAAAUACAAACGCACACUCAAGCUCUUUGUCGUAUGCAAAAGCCAUCCCGUCAACGAAGCAACCAGGUUUCAGCAACCAGAGUGCCCUGUGGCCUUACACCAUUCAGUAAGGAGCCUGACGCUGAGCUGGAGCAAUGCCAUGUAUUGGCCUGGUUCUAGUCGGACUCUGCCAAGGAUCGGAAGAUCCACUUAACUUCUGGGCAAAGCCUGAUGGAGUCUGACAAUGUUUUUUGUCCCUCCAACUGGGAGAUUUUC